Messenger RNA from Cavia porcellus (domestic guinea pig), 3413 nucleotides. It is a transcript of the gene Napg, whose product is annotated as NSF attachment protein gamma. Gene Ontology annotation, biological process: intracellular protein transport. Gene Ontology annotation, molecular function: syntaxin binding; soluble NSF attachment protein activity. Gene Ontology annotation, cellular component: SNARE complex; vacuolar membrane. NCBI's taxonomy places the organism in Eukaryota, Metazoa, Chordata, Mammalia, Rodentia, Caviidae. The record is from RefSeq and is a predicted model, not a curated record. The transcript is spliced from 10 exons. Bases 791 to 1564 code for a protein of 257 amino acids.
AUAAAAAUAAAAAGAAGGAGAUUGAGAUAAAAGAGGACAUAACAACAAAACAGCACAGGUCAGAACAUAACCAUUUAAGCAAAAUAGUGUUUCACCGCAAGAUAGCCCAACAUAAAAGUAGUUCAUAAGUGUAUCCUUGAAAUCUUUGAAUAUAACUUUGUAUACUGUAGCAUCAAACAUAUCAAGACAAUGUAAAACCAUUCAAGAGAAUGACAGUAUUACCGGGUAUUCAAAACCAACUAACAGAAAAUGAACAAUGGUUUCUGUAUUAUCUCCUUGUCUAUAAAAGUUUUUGUUUAUAUUAUCACAUAUAAUAAAAUCCAAUAAGAUACAACAUGUUAAGACCAAUGGAGACAGAAGAACAAAAACUUGAUGGGACUUCAAAACAAGAUGAUAUUAAAUCAGCACUAGCUAUUAUGAUGUCUUGUUUUCUCCAAAAUAGCUGUUCAUACCAUGCAACUUUCUCUGCCUCAUUUCUGUUGGGCUCUUUUUCUGUCACUAGUUGUCAGUUUGUCUUCUUCAUUUCACUUUCUGCUCCAUUCAUUGUGGCCUCUCUGCCACUGUUUCUGGAAUUUGGUAUUUUUCUCUUUUAGAAUGUCCUGCAGUAUUCUCUGUAGAGUUGAAUUGGUGGUUGCAAAUUCCCCUAGUUCCUCUUUAUCCUGGAAGCACCUUAUUUCUCUACUAAUUUCUAGGGACAGUUGUGCAGGAUAUAUCAGGAUAUAUCAAUCUUGGCUGGAGGUUAUUUUCUUUCAAAGCUUGAAUUAUUUCGUCCCACACUCUUCGUGAUUUGAUGGUUUGUGCUGAGAAGUCUGCUGUAAUUCUGAUGGGUGUUCCCUUUCUUUUUCAUGCUGCCAAAGCCUACGAGCAAGCCGGCAUGAUGCUGAAGGAGAUGCAGAAGCUGCCGGAGGCCGUCCAGCUGAUUGAGAAGGCCAGCACCAUGUACCUGGAGAACGGCACGCCGGACACGGCCGCCAUGGCGCUGGAGCGCGCGGGGAAGCUCAUAGAAAAUGUAGACCCCGAGAAGGCCGUGCAGCUGUAUCAGCAGACAGCCAAUGUGUUCGAGAAUGAGGAGCGCCUGCGGCAGGCGGUCGAGCUGUUGGGAAAAGCCUCGAGGCUGCUAGUCCGGGGCCGCAGGUUUGAUGAGGCGGCGCUCUCUAUUCAGAAGGAAAAAAACAUUUAUAAGGAAAUUGAGAAUUACCCAACUUGCUAUAAGAAAACCAUCGCCCAGGUCCUGGUUCACCUGCACAGAAACGACUAUGUGGCUGCGGAAAGGUGUGUCAGGGAGAGCUACAGCAUCCCAGGCUUCAAUGGUAGUGAGGACUGUGCGGCGCUAGAACAGCUCCUCGAGGGCUACGACCAGCAGGACCAGGACCAGGUGUCAGAGGUCUGCAACUCGCCACUCUUCAAGUACAUGGACAACGACUACGCCAAACUGGGCCUGAGCCUGGUGGUCCCAGGAGGAGGAGUCAAGAAGUCGCCAGCUGCACCCCAGGCCAAGCCAGAUGGCAUCGCCUCUGCAGCCCCUGAGGAGGAGGAAGACGAGUAUUCAGGAGGCCUGUGCUAGAUUUUGCUUAGAAAAGAAAGGGGCAACGAAAUGGACCUGAAACUCACUGAAAAUUACGCUUCCAUGAGGUCGUGAUUUUGCAUAUUAAUAAAGACAUCCUUAGUUACCAUUCCCCAAGUCAGCUAUUGUACCUACUACUGGGAAGCGUUUUCCUUUCCUUUCCACUGUAAGAACAGAGGAUGUACUGUCCCAUUGUAAUAUAAUUGAUUUUAAAAUUUGCAAGCCAAAUUCGAGACAAAUCGUACCCUAAAGAAAAGGGUUGGUAGGUACCAGUCCUCUUCCUUGCUUGUGUUCCUGUGAUUUAUUGUAUGAGGAUUUUCUUUGUGUUUUAUUUAAUGUUGCUGCUAAAAGUGAAGUUUGCCAGUAGAAAUACUAUCAUGUUAAGAACUUGCCUCGUUUUGAAAAGGAAGUUUAUCCCCCAUAAUUCUAGACGGAUUUAAAUUUUAAAUCUUCAUCAGAGCCAAGAUCAGGUUUGGGACUUGCAGUAUCUAGCGCCCAUGAAAGAUGCAUAUAAGCUUUUACAUGAUAGUUUUGAAGUCCUUCUCUUAGGGCAGUGCUGCUGCUCCCUGAACUCUGCGGUGUGGAGGAUUCGGGCAUCUCCAGGACGCAGUGACUCCUGGGAGCUGCCUGGCCGCGGAGCACGGAGCCUCCUCCUCAGAGGAGCUGGUCGCGUCCCACUGUCCCCGCCAGAGAAGAGCUGCUUCGGGCCGGCACCAAGCUUGGAAACAGCACACUACAGAGGCCUGGCCAGCAGGGAAGCGGCUGCUGGCCUCUCCCAGUUAGUGGUUCCUGAUGUUACUUCUGAAGCGUUCCUUUUCACCCCGCAUGCUUAGACCUGCCACUUUGUGUCACCUGAAAGGAGAAAGAGGGCCACGGUAAUGUGUGCCCUCCGGCCCUGCCUCCAAGCCAGUUUCCUCUCCCUCAGGCCUGUCCCCUUAGACUCCUCCCUGAUUGACUAGCCUGCUUUGUCUUCCUGGGCUUCCUGAACAGGAGGGUGCUCAUGACCCUGGUCAGUGGGUGGACACUAGUGUGGCUCUGCCUGGGCAGCCGACAGCGCUGGCAAAACUCACACUGCCCCAGGGCACCCCUCGGACGUGGCAGCUCAGUUACCCACUCUACCGAGACAGUGAAUAGUGUGGUACGACUGUAGGGAGGCAUUUUUAGUUCAGAAGAAACUAAGCUUUCAAAGAUCCCCUCACUGCUGCAUACAUCCUUUUGGUCCAUUCAGAAACUUCUAGAGUCUUCUGCUGGCGCCUUUGAGCAAACUAGCAAUCCAUGUGAGCAGGGUGGCAGUGCUCGCAGGUGCCUGGGCCGCCUGUUCACCGAGCACGUGACUCCCUGCGGCCUUUGGGGCCACGGAGAGCUUAGUUAAACCUUGAAGACAACGGGAAUGACCUGGGCAGGGCAGUGCUGCAGGGGACGCCGCCCACCCUGUGCCAACACUGGUCACCGGUCACUGGGUGCCGGCCCAGAGUGUGCUCCGGUCAGGCCAAGCCUGCGCUAUCUGCAGAGCUCCUGAUCCACACCCAAACGUGGGAUCUUCCCAUGUGACGGUCUCUCCCGAGAGCAGUUAACAAUGUUUACAAGGAGGGCAUCCCCGUGUCUUCACGUUAGCAAGCGAGGGUCUGCGUGGGUGUGUCCAGAACCCGGUGCCCGCGUUCUGCACGGUUAAUAUAUUGAAGUUACUUGUACACACGCAGAGGUGGUGUUUGUGGAUGUAACCUGUGCUCUAUUCCUAUUUUUUUUCCAGCUCUUUGAUGUUAAAUGUGUUGUUACAGAUUACUGCUUCUCUAAAGAAGAUAAUUAUAAACAUAAAACCAGAAACUAAAUAAAUGAAGUCUUUAUUUUG